This is a messenger RNA of Pseudonaja textilis, 2040 nucleotides long. NCBI's taxonomy places the organism in Eukaryota, Metazoa, Chordata, Lepidosauria, Squamata, Elapidae. The record is from RefSeq and is a predicted model, not a curated record.
CGCUCCCUUAUAUCCUCUGAGAGAGGGCGUGUCAAUGGAUGUACUGACUGGUCAGUGGAUUACAAAAAGUAUCAAGUCUUAGUGGGAGAACCUGUUCGUAUAAAGUGUGCAUUGUUUUACGGUUAUAUAAGAGCAAAUUAUACCAUAGCACAAAGUGCUGGACUCAGUUUAAUGUGGUACAAGAGUUCUGGACCUGGAGAUUUUGAGGAACCUAUAGCUUUUGAUGGAAAUAGAAUGAGCAAAGAGGAAGAUGCUAUUUGGUUUCGUCCAACACUGGCACAAGACAGUGGGCUUUAUGCAUGUGUCAUAAGAAACUCAACCUACUGUAUGAAGGUAUCCAUUUCACUGACAGUGGGUGAAAAUGACACUGGUCUGUGCUACAAUUCAAAGAUGAAAUAUUUAGAAAAAGCUGAACUUAGCAAAAGCAAAGAAAUUUCAUGCCCCGAUAUACAGGAUUUUUUAAUACCAUAUAGAGAGCCAGAAAUCUUAUGGUAUAAGGAAUGCCAAGUUACAACCUGGAGACCAAGCAUUUUGUUGAAAAAGGAUACUCUUGUUAUCCGGGAGGUCACAGAAGAUGACAUUGGAAAUUACACUUGUGAAUUAAAGUAUGGACUCUUUUCUGUCAGAAGAACCACAGAAUUAACGGUUACAGCCCCACUUACAGAAAAACCACCAAAACUUUUGUAUCCUUUGGAGAGUAAACUGACAAUUCAAGAGACACAGUUGGGCCAUUCUGCUAACCUAACUUGCCGAGCAUUCUUUGGAUACAGUGGAGAAGCCAGUCCUUUAAUGUAUUGGAUGAAAGGCGAAAAGUUUAUUGAGGAUUUGGAUGAAAGUCGGGUUUGGGAGAGUGAUAUUAGAGUCCUUAAAGAACAUCUUGGAGAACAAGAAGUUUCCAUUUCAUUAAUUCUUGAUUCAGUGGAAGAAGGAGAUCUUGGAAAUUACUCCUGCUAUGUUGAAAAUGGAUAUGGCCGCAGAUAUGCUACAGUUAUUCUACUUAAGAGGGAGUUGAUGUAUACAGUUGAACUUGCUGGAGGGCUUGGUGCUAUUCUGCUACUACUUGUUUGUUUAGUGACUAUUUACAAGUGCUACAAGAUAGAAAUUAUGUUAUUCUACAGAAACCAUUUUGGUGCAGAAGAACUAGAUGGAGAUAACAAAGAUUAUGAUGCCUAUUUGUCAUAUACCAAAGUGGAUCCUGACCAAUGGAAUCAGGAAACUGGGGAAGAAGAACGAUUUGCUCUUGAGAUCUUACCAGAUAUGCUUGAAAAGCAUUAUGGGUACAAACUAUUCAUUCCUGACAGAGAUUUAAUUCCAACUGGAACCUACAUAGAAGAUGUGGCAAGAUGUGUAGACCAAAGCAAGCGACUGAUAAUUGUCAUGACUCCAAAUUAUGUGGUCAGAAGAGGCUGGAGCAUCUUUGAAUUGGAAACCAGACUUAGGAACAUGCUUAUUACAGGAGAAAUUAAAGUGAUCCUCAUUGAAUGCAGUGAACUGCGAGGAAUUAUGAACUACCAGGAAGUUGAGGCACUGAAACAUACCAUCAAGCUUCUAACUGUUAUUAAAUGGCAUGGACCAAAAUGCAACAAGUUGAAUUCCAAAUUCUGGAAACGUUUACAGUAUGAAAUGCCUUUUAAGAGGAUAGAACCUAUUACCCAUGAGCAAGUUUUAGAUGUUAGUGAGCAGGGGCCCUUUGGGGAAUUGCAAACGGUCUCAGCAAUUUCAAUGGCUGCUGCUACCUCCACUGCUCUUGCCACUGCCCACCCUGAUUUGCGUUCCACUUUUCAUAACACAUAUCAUUCACAGAUGCGUCAGAAACACUAUUAUCGAAGCUAUGAAUAUGAUGUACCUCCUACUGGCACCCUGCCUCUUACCUCAAUAGGUAACCAGCAUACUUAUUGCAAUAUCCCAAUGACACUUAUUAAUGGACAGAGACCACAGACAAAAACUAACCGAGAGCAGAAUCCUGAUGAGGCUCACACAAACAGUGCAAUCCUGCCCCUCUUACCACGGGAAACUAGUAUCUCCAGUGUCAUUUGGUGA